Molecule: messenger RNA, 686 nt
Organism: Solanum stenotomum
Lineage: Eukaryota; Viridiplantae; Streptophyta; Magnoliopsida; Solanales; Solanaceae
Product: soluble inorganic pyrophosphatase PPA1-like
Exons: 8
Coding region: 39-653 (204 amino acids)
Biological process (GO): phosphate-containing compound metabolic process
Cellular component (GO): cytoplasm
Molecular function (GO): magnesium ion binding; inorganic diphosphate phosphatase activity
Source: RefSeq, a predicted model, not a curated record
UUUCAAUCUAUUUUUAGUACAGUAGAAAGUAUCAAAAGAUGAGCGAUGAAAGAAGUGUCCCUCGUUUGAAUGAGAGGAUCCUUUCAUCUUUAUCCAGACGAUCCGUUGCUGCCCAUCCUUGGCAUGACCUCGAGAUAGGACCUGAAGCUCCUAACGUUUUCAAUGUUGUAAUUGAGAUAACAAAAGGAAGCAAAGUUAAGUACGAGCUUGACAAGAAAACUGGUCUCAUUAAGGUUGAUCGAGUUCUAUAUUCAUCAGUUGUUUACCCUCAGAAUUAUGGCUUCAUUCCUCGAACGUUAUGUGAAGAUAAUGACCCCAUGGAUGUAUUAGUCCUAAUGCAGGAACCUGUCCUUCCAGGUUGUUUUCUUCGAGCUAGAGCCAUUGGAUUGAUGCCUAUGAUCGAUCAGGGAGAAAAGGAUGAUAAAAUCAUAGCAGUGUGUGCUGAUGAUCCUGAAUAUCGCCAUUACACUAACAUAAACCAGCUUCCCCCUCAUCGUUUAGCUGAAAUUCGCCGAUUCUUUGAAGAAUAUAAGAAGAAUGAGAACAAAGAGGUUGCUGUUGAUGAGUUUCUGCCACCAAAUACUGCUGCUGAGGCUAUCCAGUACUCUAUGGACCUUUAUGCUGAAUACAUAUUACAGACGUUGAGGAAGUAAAUUCAAGUUUCAUAUAUAUUUUUAUAUAUAUAU